Messenger RNA from Closterium sp. NIES-65, 1584 nucleotides. The record is from the annotation of a GenBank genome assembly. Lineage: Eukaryota; Viridiplantae; Streptophyta; Zygnematophyceae; Desmidiales; Closteriaceae.
AUGCAGCGAGCUGGGGCAGCCCGCACGGGCAACGCGACAGGAAGGGGCAGGGCGGACGGGCGACGAGGCGGGCUGGGGCAGCCCAGACGGGCGACACGACAGGCAGGGGCAGGGCGGACGGGCAACGUGGCAGGCAGCAUGGGCGCACGGUCCUGGGCCUCCCAGUACCCCGUCCCCGCCACCUACGGCCCCGUCGCCGCCACCUGCGGCCCCGUCGCCGUCACCUGCGGCCCCGUCGCCGCCACCUGCGGCCCCGUCGCCGCCACCUGCGGCCCCUUCGCCGUCAGCUGCGGCCCCGUCGCCGCCACCUGCGGCCCCAUCGCCGCCACCUGCGGCCCCGUCGCCGCCCCCUGCGGCCCCGUCGCCGCCACCUACGGCCACGCAGCCGCCACCUGCGGCCCCGCCGCCACCUGCGGCCCCGUCGCCGCCACCUGCGGCCCCGUAGCCGUCACCUGUGGCCCCGGCCGUGCCGUUGACUUUGAGGUCUGGGUCGAUGACCUCCAGCUGUUUCUCCAGUGCGAUAGGGCAGACGGACUCUCUCUGUUCAAUCUCACCUCUGGUGCCUCUCCUGCCCCGCCUCCUACUGCUGACAGCAGUGUUCGCUCACAGUGGGCCACAUGCGAUACUACUGCUCGCCUUGCUGUGCGUCGCCACUUACCGACCACUGAGCGUGCACACUUUAGCCAGUACAAGAGUGCUCAGACCUUGGACCACUUCCUCUCAGUUUGCCCCACCACUCUCACCGUUGACCUCCUCGAGAAGAGCCUCCUAGCAGCAGAGAAGAGCAUAGUUGCUGUAGGAGCCUCUCGUGGUGACCCUCGCACCCCCGUCUUUGAGGGGUGUUCCCCCUCUCCCCUCUUGCCCUCUAUUGCCUCUGCUGCUGCGGCCGACCUCGUUGGUUUCGAGUCGGUCGGCGCUGCGUCUGCCCCAAGCGGGAGACGCCACACCGGCAAGGGCAAGACGGGCAAGGGCGCUGGAGGGGCUGGAGGGGGCGGUGGAGGUGGUAGUGGAGGCAGUGGAGGGGGUGGGGGUGGUGGUGGGAGUGGUGGCGGGGGUGGAGGUGUCGGUGGCAGCAGUGGAGGCGGAGGAGGCGGCGGCGGUGGCGGAGGGAGCGGAGGCGGCGGAGGUGGUGGAGGCGGCGGAGGCGGCGGAGGUGGUGGAGGCGGCGGCAGCAGCAGUGGACCUGGUCGCAGCUCUGCGCAGAGGAGUGGCUCCGGUGGUGGUACGCGCCAGCAGCAGCAGCGCAGUCGUGAGACCAUGUCCCCUCAGCAGCUUCGUGAGUGGUACGCUGCGCGUCAGCGCGGUGGGGGUACGGGUCCCUGCACGUACGUUCUCCGCACCGGCGACCGCGCUGGUGAGCAGUGCGGGGGCCCGCACUCCACCCAGCGCUGCUUCGGCCGCCUGACGGACGCAUGGCAACACCAGUUCCCUGAGGCCUCUGAGAUCCCUCGCUGGGGAGAGCUGUCUAGAGCGGGGGUUGCUAUCUUUGAUCUUGAUUAUGAUGCUAUUCUUCCUGCCAUGUAUGCUAUGUCUGCUAGUGAUGAGGGUGACUAUUACCUGUGUGUUCCGCCUGACCCGCAUUGA